AGUAAAACCCUAAAACCCUAGUGGAUGGUUCUGGAUCCUCCUCGUCUCCUCUCUUCCUCUCCCUUCUCCUCCCUCUAAAAUCCGCCUCCUCACCCUUGGCAUUCCCUUUCCUCCUCCCCAAGAAACAGCCGAAGCUCGCACAUCAUCUCACCUCGGCGCCUCGCCCCCCUAGCCUCUACGCACCUCGACUCCGGCGCCAUCUCGCUGCAUUCGCCAUGUACCGCGCGGCCGCCAGCCUCGCCUCCAAGGCUCGGCAAGCCGGGAGCAGCGCUCGCCAGGUUGGAAGCAGGCUUGCCUGGAGCAGGAACUAUGCCGCCAAAGACAUCAGGUUUGGUGUCGAGGCCCGUGCCUCGAUGUUGAGGGGUGUCGAGGAGUUGGCAGAUGCGGUGAAAGUGACCAUGGGUCCUAAGGGUCGCACUGUGAUCAUUGAGCAGAGCUUUGGUGCCCCAAAAGUCACAAAGGAUGGUGUGACUGUUGCGAAGAGCAUUGAAUUUAAAGAUAGAGUCAAGAACGUUGGUGCAAGCCUUGUAAAACAGGUUGCUAAUGCAACAAAUGAUUCUGCUGGAGAUGGUACUACAUGUGCCACUGUUUUGACAAAAGCAAUAUUUACUGAGGGUUGCAAGUCUGUAGCCGCUGGAAUGAACGCAAUGGAUCUAAGGCGUGGAAUCUCAAUGGCGGUUGAUGAUGUUGUGACAAACCUAAAGGGCAUGGCUAGAAUGAUCAGCACUUCAAAGGAAAUAGCACAGGUGGGUACAAUAUCAGCAAAUGGCGAAAGGGAAAUUGGUGAGCUGAUUGCUAAGGCUAUGGAGAAGGUUGGAAAAGAAGGUGUAAUCACCAUUGCGGAUGGUAACACCCUUUAUAACGAGCUUGAAGUUGUGGAAGGCAUGAAGCUCGACAGGGGUUACAUCUCUCCUUACUUUAUUACCAACCAAAAGACCCAGAAAUGCGAAUUGGAAGACCCCUUGAUCUUGAUCCAUGACAAGAAGAUUUCGAACAUGCAUGCAGUAGUUAAAGUGUUAGAGAUGGCUCUGAAGAAGCAAAGGUCUCUACUGAUUGUUGCUGAAGAUCUAGAAAGCGAGGCAUUGGGCACUCUGAUUAUCAACAAGCUCCGUGCAGGCAUUAAGGUCUGUGCCGUUAAAGCUCCUGGUUUUGGGGAGAACAGGAAAGCAAAUUUACAGGACCUUGCUAUCCUUACUGGCGGAGAAGUCAUAACUGAAGAGCUUGGGAUGAACCUUGAGAACUUUGACCCGGAGAUGUUAGGUACAUGCAAAAAGGUGACUGUUUCUAAGGAUGACACUGUUAUUCUUGAUGGAGCUGGAGACAAGAAGAACAUUGAGGAGAGAGCAGAUCAGAUUAGAUCUGUAAUUGAGCAAAGUACUUCUGAUUAUGACAAGGAAAAGCUGCAAGAGAGGUUGGCAAAGCUUUCUGGAGGUGUUGCGGUUCUAAAGAUUGGAGGAGCAAGUGAAGCUGAAGUUAGUGAGAAGAAGGACAGAGUUACAGACGCACUUAAUGCCACUAAAGCUGCUGUUGAAGAGGGUAUCGUGCCAGGAGGUGGUGUUGCCCUUCUAUAUGCAUCAAAGGCUCUGGAUAAAUUGCAGACUGCAAACUUUGACCAGAAGAUCGGCGUGCAGAUCAUUCAGAAUGCUUUGAAGACACCAGUGUACACCAUCGCAUGUAAUGCAGGCGUAGAAGGGGCAGUUGUUGUUGGCAAGCUUUUGGAGCAAGAGAACACUGAUCUUGGAUAUGACGCAGCUAAAGGUGAAUAUGUGGACAUGGUGAAGGUUGGUAUCAUUGACCCACUGAAGGUGAUCAGAACUGCCUUGGUGGAUGCUGCUAGUGUGUCGUCUCUGAUGACCACAACGGAGGCCAUCAUCGUAGAGGUUCCUAAAGAGGAGAAAGAGGCACCUGCAAUGGGUGGCAUGGGUGGAAUGGACUACUAAGCCAUGAAUACGCACGCUAUGUGAAGCAAACUGGAACAUAUUGGUUAGGGGAUUUUUUUGGGUGUAGUCCCAUUUUUGAUGUAAUUUUAUUGUCGAUGGGUUGACAGUUUUGAUCGUGCGGACGAUGUUCCGAACGGAACCAGCGUUGGGACGAAUAAUAAAGAGUAGUCGCGAGAGCUGAAACACUUGAUCGGAAACUGAUUAAUGACGCCUGCUGAAGGCCAAUUGAUGAAGAGUUGCGCGUUUUGAAGAUGUUUUUUUCA
Molecule: messenger RNA, 2203 nt
Organism: Triticum aestivum (bread wheat)
Lineage: Eukaryota; Viridiplantae; Streptophyta; Magnoliopsida; Poales; Poaceae
Product: chaperonin CPN60-1, mitochondrial
Exons: 18
Coding region: 216-1940 (574 amino acids)
Biological process (GO): protein refolding
Molecular function (GO): ATP binding; ATP-dependent protein folding chaperone
Source: RefSeq, a predicted model, not a curated record